This is a messenger RNA of Symbiodinium pilosum, 1496 nucleotides long. The record is from the annotation of a GenBank genome assembly. NCBI's taxonomy places the organism in Eukaryota, Dinophyceae, Suessiales, Symbiodiniaceae.
AUGCUGGAGGAAGGGGCGAGGAAAGACCUCGUGUUUCUUCUGCUGCUCAUCGCCGGUGCGCGAAGUACCAUUAGCUCGACGCUGAUGAUCCGUUUUGCAAACGCUUUCCGCAAAGUUCGGGAUGAUUACGCUGUGAAUCAUACGGACCAAGCGCACACAGGCGAGGUCGAACCAGCCGACUACCAACGAUUUGGUGCUCUCCAACAAAUCGCCCAAUCGCAGUUGAAGCGGCAUUGGAAAAGAUAUCGAACAGUUGGCGAGGAAAAGAGUUUCCGGAAACUUCGAGUGGAACUGCCAAGAAGCCGACCUUCUAGAGACUUCAAAAUCAUGCAGAAGAUGAAGUCGAGUGCCAGCGUUGUUGAAGGCAUUUUGGGACGGCAUGGCCAUACGCUGACCGACCUGGAGGACAUAACUCUCGAAACCGAGAGUUUGGUUUGCUCAUUCGAAGAAGCGGCGACUCCCGCAGAGAGGGUCGUCACUUCGCUGCCUAUCAUCAUCCAGGCUGUGCACAACGUUGAGAUGGCUCUCGCUCCUCUCCUGUCCGCUGUGGAGGAUUUUCUUGGAAGCGAGCCUCUCUUGCAGCCUGGCGAAGUGGAACGUUGUUCAUACGAGAUUCCUGCUGGGGGAUGCGCCUUUUGUACAGAAAGUCCGGGUUCGGUUUGCUUGCCGUUUCAAGCCUUCGGCGUGAGCCUGUUGCAUGGCAUGUGCGAGGGUAGAGCAGGAGUCACCCCAGACGUCCUGCUUGAAGAGUUGGGUGACCCUUCGCAGCCAAUUAGGGUGCUCAGCACGAACAGCAAGUCUGGUGAGAUGUUCUUCAUAUCCCAUACGGGAAAGUUCAUCAUCAAGAGCAUCUCCGAUGCAGAGGGCAAGGGUUUAGAGGCAAUUCUUCCAAGUUACAUCAGUCAUCUUGCCGGAGAAGAAGGGUCCAUUCUGGGACUUUAUGUCGGCCUCUACCGGAUCGACAUGGGUUCUGGCCUGGGUCAGCGCUAUUUUACCAUCAUGCGGUCCGUGUUUGAUUCCCCUGUGCAGAUGACCAAGAUGUAUGACCUCAAAGGGUCGACGCACAAUCGGAAGGUGAAGGACGCUUCCGAGCGCGUACGCAAAGACGAGGACUGGAUCUCCGACAAAUGCCGAUUGAUGGUGUCGCCCGAAGAUGUGGCGAGACUUGAGAAAAUGCACGCACGAGAUACCGCUUUUCUCAGUGAGUUUUCCAUUAUCGACUUCUCCGUGCUCAUCGGAAUUGCUGAGAUCCCUGAGCCGAGUGAGAUCCCAGAUCACGCCUGGCAAAGCGUGGACAAGUCGCAGUGCUACUUCAUCGGUAUCGUGGACGUGCUGAUUGAAUAUGGUCUCCGGAAGCGUCUCGAACAUCUUCUCCACACUGUCAAAGGCGUUGGUCAGACGGCAAGUGUGACAGAUCCCAAGAACUACGCCAAGCGGCAGCGCCGUUUCUUCCGCGAACACGUGCUGCCAGGCUAUGAAGGCAUGCUACUCGACCA